Molecule: messenger RNA, 3177 nt
Organism: Mycena indigotica
Lineage: Eukaryota; Fungi; Basidiomycota; Agaricomycetes; Agaricales; Mycenaceae
Exons: 13
Coding region: 13-3177 (1054 amino acids)
Biological process (GO): guanine metabolic process
Cellular component (GO): cytosol
Molecular function (GO): zinc ion binding; guanine deaminase activity
Source: RefSeq, a predicted model, not a curated record
CUUCCGACCAUCAUGGCUCCGAUCGUAUACUAUGGCGCAGUCGUCAACCCCGUCGAUCUGAGGACUGCCCAGACACUUUCUCGCUGUCUCCUAGCCGUUGCAGAGACGGGUCUUAUUGAUUGGAUAGAAGACGAUGUGCAAGACUCAAUGGUGCAGCAAGUCAUGGCCAAGCAUGGCUAUAUCGACAUCGAAGUUGUCCCCUUGCGGCUUGGCGAAUUCCUAGUUCCGGGUUUCAUCGAUACACACACGCAUGCACCGCAAGUACCAAACAUGGGGAGGGUAAGCAAGCCGCCUCGUCGUACCGAACGCUUCCUCACUCACGUCAGUGGUCAGCAGUAUGAACUCCUCGACUGGCUAGAGAAGAUAACGUUUCCUAUGGAGUCCAAGUUCGGCGAUCCGGAGUUCGCUCGUCGAACCUACUCUUCUGUCGUACGACGCAUUAUAGAUUCAGGAACCACGACAUGCUGCUAUUUUGGCACGAUCCACCUUGAAGGCACCAAGGUGCUUGCCAACAUUGUCCAUUCUCUGGGACAACGAGCAUUUGUGGGGAAAUGCAACAUGGACAGUAACUCCCCCGAUCACUAUAUAGAACCGACCGUUGAGGCCUCUAUUUCUGCAACCAAGUCUCUCGUCGCUCAUAUCGAACGGUUGCCGACUUUUGGGACCGAGAGACUUGUCCACCCUAUCUUAACUCCCCGCUUCGCCAUUACAUGUUCCAGCCCUCUGCUGAAAGAACUUGGAAAAUUGGCCUCCGCCGACUCUUCCUUGCGUAUUCAGACGCAUGUGUCCGAAAACCCAAGCGAGGUCACGUUCACUCGUUCUCUGUUCCCGCAAAACGCGUCAUAUACGGACAUAUACGCGUCGCAUGGGCUUUUAAGAUCCAAUACUAUCCUGGCCCAUGCAAUCCACCUAACUGAAGACGAAAUCAGUCUUGUUGAAUCUUCUGGCGCUGGAAUUUCCCAUUGUCCGACAAGUAACUUCCAUCUUAAGAGUGGCGUUGCGCCAAUUGGGAGGUAUUUAGAUCAUGGAAUCAAGGUGGGACUAGGGACAGAUGUGUCUGGUGGCUAUUCUCCAUCCAUCAUAAAUGCAAUUCAGAAUGCGAGCAUCGCUUCUAAGGUUAUUGCUAUGGAACACAGAGACGAAGAGCAGCACUCUGGAUCCCUUAAGGGUUUCCAGAAUAAACAGCUUUCGAUGGAGACUCUACUCUAUCUUGCUACACUUGGAGGAGCUGCCGUUUGUGAUCUGGACAAGUCCAUCGGGUCCUUUACUCCUGGUAAAAGCUUCGAUGCUUUACUUGUCAGCGUUACAGUCUCUCACUCUCGAGUUGGGUGUUUCGACACACGAGAAAGUUUUGUUAUGGCGUCCGACGACGAGUUUUCCGACUUGACCGACCUUGAUGAACUAGAAGAUGAAUACAACGAGCCUGCCAAGAAGUCUGCGAAACGGAAGGGCAAGUCGAAGGCUACAGAAGGGGACUAUCGCAUCCGCCAUUCUCUGAAAACGCCACGAGCAACGACAUACUCGACAGAGAGUCUUUUCAAGCAGAUAGAUAACGGGGACAUCGACCUCGACCCUGACUACCAGCGUGAAGUGGUUUGGUCUGAAACUAAGCAGAUCAAGAUAAUUGACUCGAUCUUUCGCAACUACUACGUGCCUCCCGUUAUAUUUGCGGUGAGCGCGAUUGAGGAUGGGACAGAAACAAGGACAUGCAUCGAUGGGAAACAGCGUUUAACAUCCAUACAUCGUUUCAUGCAAGGGCUGAUUCCUCACCGGGACUCCCACACAAAUGAGAAAUAUUGGUAUACAGACAAUCCCGAAAACCAAACGCGCAGUAAAAAAAUGCUGCCCGAGAAGUACAAGCGGCUAUUCGACAACAAGGCGGUUGUUUGCGUCGAAUACUCGGAUUUGAAGGAGGAGGACGAGCGCGAAAUUUUCACCCGCGUUCAACUUGGUGUCGCCCUCACACCCGCUGAGAAACUCAAAGUGGUCUCCACUCCUCGCGCCAACUUUGUUCGUGAGAUCCAGGAAGCAUACCUCAACAACGACGAGUCCCCUCUUAGCGGUGGCCAGCUUGCAUGGAACCGUUCUCGUGGAUCUGAUUUUCGCUGUUUGGCGCAAAUGCUCCAAUCCAUCGACGGCAACUUCAAGCAGUCCAGUUUCUCAACCCUCGAGAAAUGGAUUUCGGAACCUACCCCGCUGGAAAAAAGUUUCACAACAGCCAUUGAGAACACGUUUGCUGUAUACGAGGCUGUCAGCGUUCAGGAAGAUGUUUUGCAGAAGAUUGCCCCCAUUGAGUUCAUUGCUGUUGGCCUGCUGCUCUACAAAUUCCGUGGCAGCUUAACAGUCUCUGGUUUGGCAAAGGCGAUCAAGUCCAUGCGGCAGGAGUUGCGGAAAAUUACUAACGACAUUCGUAACAACAGCCGACUGCAAAAAGCCAUCCUGACAUUCAUCGAGAAAUAUAAAGUCCCACCAUUGUCACUAGGAGAAAGUUGCGCGGGCGAUGCGGUGAAACAAACGCGGUCAAAACCAGGCGCUAGCAAAACUGCAGCGAAGAAACUAGCCGGAACAAAGCGCAAGGCAGACGAUAAUGAAGAGGACUCAGACGAUGACUACGUCCCAGCCCAAAAGGCGAAAGCGACUAAGCCAAAGCCUACACCUUCACCACGCAAGCGUCCAAAUGUAACAACUACAACCGCUGCCCCGAUUCUUCCAUCAGCGGUUCCUCCACCUUCUCCCCCAGCCACUGCCAGUCCACCUGCAGAUGAUGACAUAUUCCGGAUGGCCAAAGAGCGCAUCGACGCAGCACGGGCAGCUGCAAAGCAACCCACGGCCCCACAUCCAACAUCCCUUGGUCUGAGUCCCAUCGUUCCACCACGUAUUCCGUCGCAACACGGAGCAGAAGGUCUCGCAGCAGCACUGGAGGCAAACUUGAUGAAUAAUGCUGCAAGUAAUUGGAAUCCAAAUGGGACGUAUGUUAAGACGGAACUGGGUGCUCCGCCUCUAUCGAGUGGGAGCAAUGGAAGCUAUUCCAGACAGGAUCCCAAUGCGUGGUAUCCAAAACCUGGCUAUGGCACUCAUGACCGAGAGCGAAACCUUUCGCGUGAUCGAAGAGACGAUUACGAUAGAAACAAUGGUGGCAGGCACAGUAGUCGUGACUAUAGUGGACGGCGAUACUGA